UCCGCGAGUUCAAACCCCUCGUCUCUUCCCUCCUCUUCCUCUCCUCGCUUCCGCUUCAUCCGAUCAUCCCCCGCGCCAAGAACUCGAUCGAUCACCAUGGAGGAAGACAAGCACGCGGCUGUUGAUGCUUUGGAGGGGGAGGAGCACGGAGGAGGUGGGGAUCCCGUGGAGGGCCCCUCCGACGACGAGGUGGGGGGUACCGGGGGGCGGCUGGUGCGAGGGGACGCUUCGACGGAGCCGGAGGGAUCGGGAUCGACGGCGGUGGACAAUGCCGGUCAUGGAGUAGUCGCGGAGGAGAUUGUGGAGGACGACGGCCUCGAGGAACCGUCGCUCGAGUGGGAGGGAGUAACGGCGGCGGGGGGCGGCGGUGAUGGGGCCGCGUCGGAUGGCGACAAGGACGAACACCAUGAGGAGCCCAAGAACCCGUUGGCGACUCGCUUCGCGUUCCGAGCCACGGAUGCGAACACGACGCUGGUCUCCACCUAUCGCCGCAUGCUGUCAGGGAGAAGGAGGCAUGCCGGCCCGACGCGCUUCAUUGCCGCGGGAGAUUCCGUGUCGGGCGGCUCCAGCAAUCCUGCUCCGAGCACAUCUUCGCCAGAGCUCGUGACAGGUUCACCGGAGGACGACUCGGCAGUGCCUGAUGCUGACCAUGGCGCCUCGCCGGCCGGAGAGAAGAAGAAGGAUCUUGAGGUUGUCGAGGAGCAGCGAGAGGAUCGCAUCGUGUCCGGACACAUGGCGGCGAAUGCGAUUCCCCCUUCCACCUUCCGCAUCCGCCCGACUCGGAGCAGGAAGCAAUCCAGCCCGACGCGCUGCAUCGCCAGGGAAGCCGCUCCACCUCCACCAGGCCUCCUUGCUGUGAUUAGCCCUGCUCCGGGCGCGUCGGCGUCGUCCUCCUCGCACCGUGAACCUUCUCGGAGCAGGAAGCAGCCCCGCCCUGAACACUUCAUCCCGGAGGAAGGCGAGGCUGCCGUCCAUGCCAAGGCUCGCCGGAGUGCCAUUGCUCUCGACAGGUUCAUCACCUCUCAGCUGAACAACCCGUCGGGGCCCAGGUCGGAGUGGGAGAGUGAAAUCACGGCGGCCGACGUCGGCGAACAGCGAGAGCAAGGCACCACGACCGAUCAGCAUUCUUGCUCGAUACAGAUCCCUGAAUCGGCAGAGCCACAGGGGCCUCAAGAACUGGCUGAAGAUAGGCGAAGAAUCCCUGAAUCGGCAGAGCCACAGGGGACUCAAGAACCGGCUGACGACAGGGCAAGCAUCUACGGCGUUCUUGCUGUUCUUGGCGCUUCACUGGUUCUCAGUGUGGUCGCCUGCGUGCUGUUCUACGUCGUUGGAUCCCAGCGUCCGUCCUCCGACCAGAACCAGGAGGUAAUCGUCAAUAAUUCUGAUGCACUGUUAGCCUGUUGGUUUGUGGAUUCUGAUGUCAAGUGUGCUGCUCUUGAGUCUUGUGUGUGUUCUUCAGUGACAGCGAGCGAUCUGAAUGGUUCAAAAUUCAGGAAAGGAUAGCUGACUGAAAGAGAGUCCCCCGUCUGCACAUAGUUUUUCUUCUUCAGUGACGCGUUGGUUUUAUCUGCUUCACUGCUUGUAACGGAGCGGAAUUUCUGAGUUCUGUUCUGACACAUUAACACAUUGCUAUUAGCUGGUUGUAAAUGUAGCAGAAUUACUUGUUACUGUUUGUGUUCUAUAGGUUCAUUCUUAUGUCGGUGCACAGCUACACUGGUGCUUGUAUGGUUUAUUAGAAAGACAGAAUGGCUGCAAGAUCGCAUAAGGUUUUGUGAAUGUUAAGCAAUAUGCAAUUCUUCAGUUCCACUGGAUGAAAGUAUGAGCUUAAGGUUUCCGUGUUCAGAGUGU
Oryza brachyantha (malo sina) is the source of this 1848-nucleotide messenger RNA. RefSeq lists its product as uncharacterized. The record is from RefSeq and is a predicted model, not a curated record. Bases 97 to 1503 code for a protein of 468 amino acids. The transcript has 5 exons. Lineage: Eukaryota; Viridiplantae; Streptophyta; Magnoliopsida; Poales; Poaceae.